AUGGUGAGACCAGAAUCAAAUACUAAAAAAGCAUCUAAGUUGUUUAGGAUCUCUGGUAUGAAUAUGAUGAAGCUCACGAUAACAAUCGCCACUUGCUUAGUACUUUGCUCAGUGCUACUACUACCAUCUUCCAACAUUUUCAAUCGCCACAAGUCUCAUCUUACAACCACUGGUUCCGAAAAACCGAGGGAUAAACUGUUAGGAGGGCUUUUAACCGCUGAUUUCGAUGAAGAUUCUUGCUUGAGUAGGUACCAUAAGUCUUCCUUGUAUCGCAAGACUUUGCCUUACAAGCCUUCUCAAUCUCUUGUCUCUAAGCUUAGAAGCUACGAGAUGCUUCACAAGCGUUGCGGUCCAGGCACAGAUGCUUACAAGAAAGCAACAAAUCUGCUUGGUCACGGCGAUGUAAGAAUCUCCGGUGAUGAAUGCCGAUACGUGGUGUGGACGCCUAUGUUUGGACUUGGAAACAGAAUACUUUCUCUGGUCUCUAUGUUUCUCUAUGCUCUCUUGACAGAGAGAGUCAUUCUUGUUGACCAACGGAAGGAUAUAACUGACCUCUUCUGCGAGCCUUUUCCGGGUACUUCCUGGUUACUUCCACUGGAUUUUCCAUUGACGGAUCAGUUAGAUAGCUUCAACCGCAAACACUCGCGUUGUUACGGAACAAUGUUGAAGAAUCAUGCCAUUAACUCAACCACAAUACCAUCACAUCUUUAUCUUGAUAUUUUCCAUGAUUCCAGGGGUCAGGAUUACUUGUUCUUCUGUGAAGAAAACCAAGCUUUCCUCGGUAAAGUCUCUUGGCUUGUUACCAAAUCCAACCUUUACUAUGUUCCAUCUCUAUGGCUGAUCCCUAGUUUCCGAACCGAGCUAAUCAAGCUAUUCCCGCAGAAAGAUACCGUCUUUCACCAUUUGAGUCGGUAUCUAUUUCACCCAACAAACCAAGUUUGGGGUAUGGUCACAAGAUCCUACAAUGCUUACUUAUCCAGAGCAGACGAAACACUCGGGAUUCAAGUACGAGUGUUUGGCACGCCUGCUGGAUAUUUCCAGCACGUCAUGGACCAGAUUCUGUCCUGUACACAAAGAGAGAAACUGUUGCCUGAAUUGGAUACAGAACAAGUCACUACUAAUACAUCAAGAAGCAAGAAACUUAAAGCUGUUAUGGUCACAUCUCUGCAUCCAGAGUACUCUAAUAACUUAAAGAACAUGUUUUGGGAACGACCGAGUUCUACAGGAGAGAUAAUCGAAGUUUAUCAGCCAAGUGGUGAAAGAGUUCAACAAACAGACAAGAAGCUUCACGACCAAAAGGCACUUGCGGAGAUCUAUCUUCUGAGUUUAACUGAUAAGCUUGUGACAAGCACACGGUCUACCUUUGGAUACAUAGCACAAGGUCUUGGAGGAUUAAAGCCAUGGAUACUAUACGAACCAAGGAACCGCAAAGCUCCUGAUCCACCGUGUGUUAGGGCCAUGUCGAUGGAGCCUUGUUCUCUUACUCUUAAAGCUCCACUCUCUAGUUGUCAAGCCAAGACAAUCAAAAUGUCCCCUUUUGUUAGGUAUUGUGAGGAUAGGAUCAGAGGGCUUAAGCUAGUUGAUGAAAUAUGA
Arabis nemorensis is the source of this 1593-nucleotide messenger RNA. The record is from the annotation of a GenBank genome assembly. Lineage: Eukaryota; Viridiplantae; Streptophyta; Magnoliopsida; Brassicales; Brassicaceae.